Molecule: messenger RNA, 1773 nt
Organism: Nezara viridula (southern green stink bug)
Lineage: Eukaryota; Metazoa; Arthropoda; Insecta; Hemiptera; Pentatomidae
Source: the annotation of a GenBank genome assembly
AUUACAUCGAUAUAUAUUGCCAAACCCAGUUCAGUUGUCAUUAGUGGUCCAGGUUGGAUUUUAACAGUGAGACUGUUAAUGGGAUUUUUCUUUCUCGUCAUAUUCGUAUCUUACAUUUAAUUAAACAAUAAAAAAUAAUGCAACGUCCUAAUAGACCUGGACGAAUUUAUGUAACACCUCCCGAAACAGAUUGGGAAGAUUUUACAAGGACUGAUACCCCUGAUGUUAGAAUCCUGGAUGGGAGAUUGAGAAUGGGAAGUGGUACUAAUGAUGCAAGAAGGUUUGUUCGAGCUAAAUCACGUAAAAGAGGUUUUAAUUACGGCUGGCCAGCUAAUCGGGAAGGAGGUUUCGCUCCUGAAGGGACCUUAUUCUACAAUCCAGAUCAAGCGCACCCUCCACGUCCUGCUCCUCCUCCACCACCUCAUGAACCAGUUCCUGGGCCUUCAUCAGGCUCCAAUUGUAGCAGCAAUAGCGGGAACAGUAAUGAUGUUAUGUCCCGCCUUCUCAGUGUGCUUGAAUGUCCAGUUUGCUUGGAUUAUAUCUCUCCUCCUAUUCAGCAGUGUCGUGAAGGUCAUUUAGUUUGCAGCAGGUGUAGACCGAGGCUUGAAAGCUGCCCGAAAUGUAGGCAGCCUUUUGCCGAUAUCAGAGCUAGGGCUCUGGAACAGAUAGCCGAGGUUGUCCCAUACCCUUGCUACAACACUGGGUGCGGAGCUAUGCCAACUCUGGCCGAGAGGCAGGCCCACGAAUCUAUCUGCCCCUUCAGAGAGUACCCGUGCCCCAUAGAGCCUUGCAGCUGGGCCGGUCCUCGCCCCAGCGUACCCCAGCACAUGGGCCAACACCAUCCGGACUUUUUGGUUACUUCUUCAAAUCAUGAGGUACGUCUUACAUUGACUCAACACAUGAAUGAGGAGAAGUCAUUUGUUAUGCAUUGUUUUGAUGAAAUAUUUCAUUGUGUAAUGGGUGUUGAUUGUCUCCAGGAUAUCUUUGUUGGAUUGGUUAUGUACCUUGGACCCAGGAAUAAUGCCAAGGAUUUUGAGUUCGAGUUGAAAUUUAAAAGAGACAUACCGCCCCAUACUUGUAUCUCAAUCACUAGGACAGUGUUAGAGGAAUCACAUCUAGGAACACAGUUGAGUGGUACAUCAGCCGUUGUGAUAAGCUUUUCAACCUUAAGGGAGGUGAUUCAGGAAGAGAUUUCGCGACCUCCCAUCCUCACUGUUUACAUCACAGUUACGAGAAGGAUAAAAACUUCAACAAGCUCUUCACCAGCUUCUCCCAGUCCCUCCCCAUCUCUAAACUAAUCAUUGUAAUGGAGAGGAGCCAUUAACUAUUUUGCAUCGAAUUUUUAAGUAUUGAUCUUGUAUAUUUAAUUGUGUAUAUUUAAUUUAAUUUUAAUUAAAAGUUCCAAAAUAUAUGAAUGUAAAUUUAGUGUGUGCUUUAUUGUUUUAUAUAUUAACAAUUGAAAAUAUUUUUUAAUCAGAAUUUAUAUUCUAUUUUGUUAUAUUACGAGAAGUGUUUGUUUAAAUAUAUGUAGAAAGUUAAAGGAAAACAAAUAUUAAGUCGUUUUAAAAAAAAAAAGUUUUCAUUCAUCAGUUUUACUUAAUUUCUUUCAGUUCUUUGUUUAUUUUCUCAACAGCUGUUCAUUAAGUUUAUUUUCUAAGCAUAUUAUUCUUCAUUGUGGAUUGAUGAUUGACUGUAGUGAAUAAUUGAAAGAGAAGAAUGGUAGGGUGAUCAGUAAAACAAAAAAAAUAAUUAUAUUUUUUUAUUUUUAUUUUU